AGAGCCAUCACUAGGAUUCAGACGGCCGAUCCACGAGUGUCUUAAUUUUGGAAAUAGUCGAAUUAAAUCGUGAUAUUUUCUAUCAGGAGGACACAUGGACGUCGCACUGGCCUCUCCAUCAGUAAUGGCGCCCACUGUUUGCUGCUCUCGAGGCUUUACCUGGUGAAAAACUGUAAGGUUGACCUGUCACCUCCCCAGAUGUGGCCGCUACCUCUGUUGAGACUUCUGUUUAUGAACAGCGAAGAUGCUCUGAUUGGACGUCUGUGGCUGGGCCUGGAGGGAUGACAGGACUUUAGCAGACAUGGAGACAGGAGAGACACACCAACAGCUGGAGUAUUCACGUAGUCUAGACUCUGCACGUUAAUCCACUCAGGAUAAGAGAGAAAAAAAACUAUUUUUAUAUAUUUUAUUUGAGCAGUUUUUGUUAGUUAUUGUUAAGCCAUACAGCUGUCAGCAGCAGACGUCAGGAUGAGCUCUGAGGGCUUUCAGUACCGAGCGCUCUACGACUACAAGAAGGAGCGGGACGAGGACAUCGACCUGCAUGUAGGAGACAUGCUGCUGGUCAGUAAAGGAGCGCUGCUGGCGCUUGGCUGCAGCAACGGAGCCGAAGAACGGCCAUCAGAGAUUGGCUGGCUGCCUGGCUUCAAUGAGACAACACAGGAGAAAGGCGACUUCCCGGGGACGUAUGUGGAGUUUGUCGGCAGAAAGAGGAUGUCACCGCCUACUCCAAAGCCCCGCCCACCGAGGCCUCCUUCUGCAGCGUCAGUUAGGACCGACUCAGAGUCAGAGGGCUUCGUGCUGCCUGAUCUCCCAGAGCAGUUUGGACCCCCGGACACGGCCCCUCCACUCCUCAGCAGACUGAUGGAGGCUGUAGAGACCAAAGGUCAGGAUAGUCCAGGUGUGUAUCGCAGUAUGAGCGGAGGAGGGUUGGACACCCGGCAGUUGGCCGACACCGACCUGGAGCAGCUAGAGGUGUCGUCCCUGUGUGAUGGGGUCGUCCGGUUUCUGCAGGAUCUCCCUGGUCCAGUUCUCCCCACAUCCCUGCAGGCAGACAUGAUGCAGGCAGUACAAGAGGUGCGGGACCUGGAGGACUGUGCUCAGGUGCUGCGGGGGGUGGCUAGCUCUCCAUCCUGCCCGGCUCAGUACGGUCUGACCCUCCUCAGCGUGGUCCGACACCUGGCCCGGCUCUGUCUGCAUGGCUCCAGGAACCAGCUGAGCCCCCGAGUCCUGGCUGAGAGCUUCAGCCCGCUGCUGUUCAGGCAGACUGCAGGGUCAGACUCCAGCCUGGAUCCUCUGGUUCAGGUUCUAGAGGUUUUGAUAACCAGUGAGCUUAACAUGAACCAGGCUGCGCCAGCGUUGCCUCCUAAACCCGUCAAACCUCCGACUCCAGCUCCUUCCUGCAGCUUUAACAACAGCAUCUCCCUGCAGGACGCCGAGUGGUACUGGGGAGACAUCUCAAGAGAGGAGGUGAACGAGAAGCUGAGAGACACUGCUGAUGGUACAUUCCUGGUCCGAGACGCCUCCACGAAAAUGCACGGAGAUUACACCCUGACUCUGAGGAAAGGAGGUAACAACAAACUGAUAAAGAUUUUUCACCGGGAGGGGAAGUAUGGCUUCUCUGACCCUCUGACCUUCAGCUCAGUGGUUGAGCUCAUCAACCAUUACCGCCACGAGUCGCUCGCUCAGUACAACCCCAAACUGGACGUCAAGCUGCUGUACCCGGUCUCCAAACACCAGCAGGACCAGGUGGUGAAGGAGGACAGUAUCGAAGCUGUGGGGAAGAAGCUCCACGAAUAUCACCUUCAGUACCAGGAGAAGAAUCGAGAGUAUGACCGACUGUACGAGGAGUACACCAGGACCUCACAGGAGAUCCAGAUGAAGAGGACGGCCAUCGAGGCGUUUAACGAGACCAUAAAGAUCUUCGAGGAGCAGUGUCAGACCCAGGAGCGGUUCAGCAAAGAGUACAUCGAGAAGUUUCGUCGAGAGGGCAACGACAAGGAGAUCCAGAGGAUCAUGGAGAACUACGACAAGCUGAAGUCUCGGAUCAGCGAGAUCGUAGACAGUAAGAGACACCUGGAGGUGGACCUGAAGAAACAAGCGGCCGACUACAGAGAGAUUGACAAGAAGAUGAACAGCAUCAAACCAGACCUGAUCCAGCUCCGCAAGACCAGGGACCAGUACCUCAUGUGGUUGACGCAGAAAGGAGUCCGUCAGAGGAAGCUGAACGAGUGGCUCGGCCUGAAGAACGAAACCACAGAGGAUGAGUACAGCAUGGUGGAGGAUGAGGAGGACCUUCCUCAUCACGACGAGCGUCUGUGGCGUCUGGGGAACAUUAAAAGGGACCAGGCGGAGGCUAUGCUCCGCGGGAAGAGGGAUGGGACGUUCCUGGUCCGAGACAGCAGCAAGCCGGGCUGCUACGCUGCCUGCUCUGUGGUGGUCGAUGGCGAGGUGAAACACUGCGUCAUCAACAAGACCAGCACCGGUUUUGGUUUUGCCGAGCCCUACAACCUUUACAGCUCUCUGAAGGAGCUGGUGCUGCACUACCAGCACACCUCGCUGGUCCAACACAACGACUCACUCAACGUCACACUGGCCUAUCCCGUCCACAGCCAGCAGAGACGGUGACUCCAGCGCUGCCUCCUGUUUCAGCGUGGACCAGAUCUCGUUUACACACUCGACCCCCCAGAGAAAAACACGACUCACCGUCACCGACUCUCUUUACUGAUCACGUGAGCUGCUCAGGUGCUGCAGAUCAAAAACACAAACCAUCACGCUGAAAACAAAGCUUUAUGUUGUGUUAGAUGUUUCUCAUAUCACAGAGGAGUUGACGCCAUAUUUCACUGUGGAGGGCACGGCGUGGAGCUUUACCUUGCUCUGAGGAGACAAACUUUAAAGAUGGCUGAGAUUAAAGCCUAGUAUUUAAAGACUGACAUGUUCUACUCACAGCAGAGAUGAGGAGACACUUCAGGACAGGAUCACAUGGGAAAUCCUCUUUUUUUUCCUAAAAGAUUUGAGCAUUUCUAUGACAGAAGAAGCUGACUCAGCUUAUAAAGCACCUUUAAUCCUUGAAAAGCAUGCAGCCUUCACAAAGCAAAUAAAAGAAAGUAAAAGCCACAGUUUAAAAAAGUAAAGAAAAUGCAAUAAGGAUUAAAUUAGCAACAAUGAAAAAUACAGUAAAUAACUAUAAGUUCACUUUAGGCUAAUCUUAAAUAAGACACAUAGGGUGUAGUUAUAGAAAAACAAAUACUAAAAACAAGGAGAGCUAAAAGAAAGCAGCCUAUUAGAAUAUGUUUAAAUUGACCUGGGGCUCUACACUACCUCCUCUCCAGCCCUGGGCUCAUCUGGCCCUGUGAUAAAUCCUUAGCGCCCUACAUGCCUAAAACUUUAGCACAUGACUGUAUACAGACACUAAAGGCCGGCUCAGACUAAACGAAUUAAGCCAGAUUUAUGCCCGACUGCAACGUCGCUGCUCAUCAUCAAAACUCAGGCCCGAUUUAGAGAGUUAGAAAUCAACAGUCUUGUAGGGUGACAUAAUUGACGACGUGUCCAAGGCACCCCGCGACCGCGAUUCAACAAGACUAGCAUGUCAGAAUUUUUCUCACAUCGUCGUCUAGUUUGACACUCUGACCUGGCGUUAACUAUGUGAAUCCUGACAUCUACCAUCAGGAGUGUUUGCUCCUUAUCUUUGCAUCAUCAUUUACAGGAUUUACCACUUUUUAUCCCUUUUUUAUUUCCUAAAACGAUGUGAAUUUUAUUUUAUUGACGUUAUCACAUGCAUACCUUAAGUUCAAUCUGAAGGAGAGACAGUCCAUAUUGUCCUCCUCUUGAUACAUCCAUACUUAUCCAUAAUCUAAUCCAUGAUUGUGUCUUUAUUUAUUUUUCUUUUUUUGAGCUAAAGUCGACUACAAUCACACAGACCGCUUCUGUAGUAGAGUGAUCGACACUCUUUGACCUGCCCCUGGACAACCUCUAAACUCACACUCAGUCACAGAGACAGUGGUGACGGCAGCAUACGGUGAGCAGUCAGGAUCACUCUUGUAGUGUGGCCAGGCUGUCGGCCAAGACGUGACAAGAUUUUGGUCGCAUAGUCUGACAUGGUGCCAUCGUGAACGACACAAAAAAUUGUGUAGUCUGAGCCGGCCUUUAGGCAGUUACACCCACAAGACUGCCUUCUUAUGUGGAAUUUAAGAAAGAAAGAAUGUGCAGCAUGUCAUUAACUGUUGUUGUAAUGCUGCACCUUUAUGCUUUCCACUGUAAAUGUUGAAAAUGUUAUCAAGUAUGAAAGCAAUGAACAGUGACUUCAGAGUGUAAUUCAUGAAUUAUCAGAGGCCCCACGCUGCUGCUGGAUCAAAUUUAAAAAAUCAUGGAAACCAAAAUGGGAUAACCUGAUCUUAUAUUUAUUAUUUUUAGGUAAAAACUGCAGGACUGAGAGCUUUAUUUGAUCAGAUUUAUUUAUUCAAAGUUCAUAAAUAGACUGACUGAUAAAUAUUUCCCAUGUGAUCAUGACCGGACCGUGACUCCGUCCUGAGAGUGCUUGUGGUUUCUGUUCUCUGUGGAGGAGCGAUACUCCGAGCUGUUAAACGUCUCCUCAUUUCGUCUCGUGGAGCUCAGGCGUCACCAAACCGAGGUUGUCUGAUGAAAAAAAUGACUGAUUCUUCCUUUAGCAUGCUUCAACUCUGGACUUACGAUGAUGUCAAAGGAAAAAAGUUGGACAAUCCAGAGAGACUUUUCUUGUGAGCACUGUGAGCGACUUUGAACGAGGUUUAAAAUGAGGGCGACUCGACUGACCCGCAUUUUCACAUCAGGAGAAAAAUCAUCCAAAGACUGGACAUUCCCCCUCACCAUGGCUCAGAUAAACCUUAUCAGCAGUGUUUCCUGGUCCAGUAUCUUCAGGUUUGUUUGCUUUGCUGCCUCAGAGUGUUGUUAAAGUUUGCAGAACUGAUGGACGAUUCUUCGGUUUCAUUUCAGUCAAAGUCUGACGGCACAAAGAUUCACUCGUGCUGCAUCGAACAGUCACACAGAAUUUAGGACAAAGAAGAAACUGUGGAAUUAUUUUGGACUUACUCAAAGAACUCGUCUGAUUUUUAUGGAUGAACUACAGCUCAACUAAACAUUCACUCACUGAUGUAAAAAUACAAAAUCAGAAUCUUUUUUUUUCCUCUUUGUGGAUUAUUCCCUUUUUCUUCUUUUUGUGCUUUAAGACAAUUGAAACCAGGUACAGGAGUUUUAACAAACUGCAUCUGGACUUCCUGGUGAUUUCUAUUACUUUGGAUUUGAUGUUUCUCUCACAGUUUGGAUCCGUUUGUCCUCAAUUUUCAAGCUCCUUAUUUCCUCUCAUAUCUUUGGUUAAACGGCUGCUGGACUCAAAGAGGGAGGAACAACUCAGAACAUUCGAAUAAUUUAACUAUAAGUCUGACAGAUGUUUAACAGAUAACACAAAUCUGUAUUAUUAGACCACAAGAAGUGACGUAAAGUGAAUUGUUCAGGAAUUCUGCAAAAUAAAACAUUCACUGAAAUGAUCA
Cheilinus undulatus (humphead wrasse) is the source of this 5522-nucleotide messenger RNA. Its product is annotated as phosphatidylinositol 3-kinase regulatory subunit alpha-like. Gene Ontology annotation, cellular component: phosphatidylinositol 3-kinase complex. The coding region runs from base 469 to 2625 and encodes 718 amino acids. The transcript has 17 exons. NCBI's taxonomy places the organism in Eukaryota, Metazoa, Chordata, Actinopteri, Labriformes, Labridae. Gene Ontology annotation, molecular function: protein binding; 1-phosphatidylinositol-3-kinase regulator activity. Gene Ontology annotation, biological process: phosphatidylinositol phosphate biosynthetic process; insulin receptor signaling pathway. The record is from RefSeq and is a predicted model, not a curated record.